This is a messenger RNA of Lagenorhynchus albirostris (white-beaked dolphin), 2315 nucleotides long. RefSeq names its product transcription factor EB (gene TFEB). Gene Ontology annotation, molecular function: DNA-binding transcription factor activity, RNA polymerase II-specific; protein dimerization activity; RNA polymerase II cis-regulatory region sequence-specific DNA binding. The transcript has 9 exons. The coding region runs from base 283 to 1710 and encodes 475 amino acids. Gene Ontology annotation, cellular component: nucleus. Gene Ontology annotation, biological process: positive regulation of DNA-templated transcription; regulation of transcription by RNA polymerase II; humoral immune response. Lineage: Eukaryota; Metazoa; Chordata; Mammalia; Artiodactyla; Delphinidae. The record is from RefSeq and is a predicted model, not a curated record.
UGAGUGCGGAGUGACAGCAGGAGCCCCGGCGCCGGGCGCGGGGCUCGGUGACAGCGGAGGCGGCGGCCGCCGGCUGGACGUAGGGAGCGGCGGCGGCGCCGACGGCAGAAGGAAGGGCGGACAGGGGCGGGCCUCCCUGGUGGCGCGGAGCCUGAGGAGCCCGGGAGGGGGUGGCCGGCACAGCUCUCGGGCCGGACACCUGAACUUGGGACAAGUUGCCGGAGCCGCGGGGCGCGGGCGGCGGACGGAUUGACCUUCAUAGUUAGGGAGCCAGCGGCCACCAUGGCGUCACGCAUCGGCCUCCGCAUGCAGCUCAUGCGCGAGCAGGCGCAGCAGGAGGAGCAGCGGGAACGCAUGCAGCAGCAGGCCGUCGUGCAUUACAUGCAGCAGCAGCAGCAGCAGCAGCUGGGGGCGCCGCCCACCCCCGCCAUCAACACCCCCGUCCACUUCCAGUCUCCGCCACCCGUGCCCGGGGAGGUGCUGAAGGUGCAGUCCUACCUGGAGAACCCCACCUCCUACCACCUGCAGCAGUCCCGGGACCAGAAGGUGCGGGAGUACCUGUCUGAGACCUACGGGAACAAGUUUGCUGCCCACAUCAGCCCUGCUCAGGGCUCCCCAAAGCCCCUGCCAGCCGCCUCCCCGGGCGUGCGGGCCGGACACGUGCUGUCGUCCUCAGCCGGCAACAGUGCUCCCAACAGCCCCAUGGCCAUGCUGCACAUCGGCUCCAACCCUGAGCGGGAGUUUGAUGUCAUCGACAACAUUAUGUGUCUGGAUGAUGUCCUGGGCUUCAUCAAUCCCGAAACUCAGAUUCCCAAUACGCUGCCCCUGUCCAGCAGUCACCUAAAUGUGUACAGUGGAGACCCCCAGGUCACCACCUCCCUGGUGGGCGUCACCAGCAGCUCCUGCCCAGCCGACCUGACCCAGAAGCGAGAGCUUACAGAUGCUGAGAGCCGGGCCCUGGCCAAGGAGCGACAGAAGAAAGACAAUCACAACCUCAUUGAAAGGAGACGGAGGUUCAACAUCAAUGACCGCAUCAAGGAGCUGGGAAUGCUGAUCCCCAAGGCCAACGACUUGGAUGUGCGCUGGAACAAGGGCACCAUCCUCAAGGCCUCUGUUGAUUACAUCCGGAGGAUGCAGAAGGACCUGCAGAAGUCCCGGGAGCUGGAGAACCACUCUCGGCGCCUGGAGAUGACCAACAAGCAGCUCUGGCUCCGCAUCCAGGAGCUGGAGAUGCAGGCUCGAGUGCACGGCCUCCCCACCACCUCACCCUCGGGCAUGAACAUGGCUGAGCUGGCCCAGCAGGUGGUGAAGCAGGAGCUACCCAGCGAGGAGGGUCCGGGGGAGGCCCUGCUGCUGGGCGCCGAGGUCCCCGACCCUGAGCCACUGCCGGCUCUGCCCCCCCAGGCCCAGCUGCCCCCGCCAGCCCAGCCAGCCCAGCCACCGUCCCCAUUCCACCACCUGGACUUCAGCCACAGCCUGAGCUUUGGGGGCGGGGGCAACGAAGGGCCCCCGGGCUACCCCGAACCUCUGGGGCCGGAGCAUGGCUCCCCGUUCCCCAACCUGUCCAAGAAGGAUCUGGACCUCAUGCUCCUGGACGACUCACUGCUGCCGCUGGCCUCCGACCCCCUCUUCUCCACCAUGUCCCCCGCGGCCUCCAAAGCCAGCAGCCGCAGGAGCAGCUUCAGCAUGGAGGAGGGCGACGUGCUGUGACCGGGGCCACGGGGGUGGGCCUGGGGGGGGGAGAGCCAGGGCCACCUCCCUCCCACCCUCCAGCCUGUACUUGUGUGUGAAGUAGCCCCUGCCCUGCCUCACUCCGCCCUGUCGGCCCCCUGUUUGGGCUUAGUGCCCUUGGCAGUCCGUGGGGUCGGAAGCCCCCCACCCAGGGGCAGCCCUCUUGAUGGGGCUGGGCAGAAAUAGGCCUUCAGCCCGGCUCCCGGAGGUGAAAUCAUGAGGGUGAGGGAGGAUACAGGGUGUGCUGGAGGUAAGACGAGGUCUUACCUUCUGAGCCUGGUCCCCCCACCGAUGAAGGAGGACUCGUUGGAACCAGGGGUCCAGAGGUUCCUUCUUGGAGGCAGUGACUGGUCCAGGGGGUGCCCAGGCCUGCCUUUCUGGACUCUGAUGGCAACAAGCCCGUCCUCCAGCCUGGCACUCCCCGCACCCCCCUUUGGUGCUGACAGCUCUCCACCAAGUGGUGUGAGGGCGGGGGUGGCCAGAAGAGGAGGCGCUGGGUUCAAGUUAGAGUGGGGUCACUGCUGGAAGAGCAGCUCCCCUCCAGUCUCCCCACUUUGUGCCUUUAGUAAACACUGUGCUUUGUA